GAAGCCCAGCUCUGGGGUAGCACAACGGUCUUCAGGCUGCUGGAGACGCACACAGAAUCCCUCCACUGCCCCACUAGAGGAUAUCUGGACCAAGGUGCUACCAUGUCCCAGCUGGUGGAGUGUGUCCCCAACUUCUCAGAGGGGAACAACCAGGAGGUGAUCGACGCCAUCUCCCAAGCCAUCACCCAGACCCCAGGCUGUGCGCUUCUGGACGUGGAUGCGGGGCCCUCCACCAACCGCACAGUCUACACCUUCGUGGGGCAGCCCGAGUGCGUGGUUGAGGGAGCCCUCAGCGCGGCCCGCACAGCCUGGCGGCUCAUUGACAUGAGCAGACACAAGGGUGAGCACCCUCGCAUGGGCGCCCUGGACGUCUGCCCCUUCAUCCCAGUGAGGGGGGUCAGUAUGGACGAGUGUGUGCUCUGUGCCCAGGCCUUUGGCAGGAGGCUGGCAGAGGAGUUGCAGGUGCCAGUGUACCUGUACGGCGAGGCAGCACGGAUGGACAGCCGUCGAGCCCUGCCAGCCAUCCGGGCUGGCGAAUAUGAGGGUCUGCCUGAGAAGCUCAAGCAGCCAGAAUGGGCACCUGACUUCGGCCCCAGCUCCUUCAUCCCCAGCUGGGGGGCCACCGUCACAGGUGCUCGGAAGUUUCUCAUCGCAUUCAAUAUCAACCUGCUCAGCACCAAGGAGCAGGCCCACCGCAUUGCCCUCAACCUGAGGGAGCAGGGGCGAGGGAAGGACCAGCCAGGACGUUUGAAAAAGGUCCAGGGCAUCGGCUGGUACCUGGAGGAGAAGAACUUGGCGCAGGUGUCCACAAACCUCCUGGACUUUGAGGUCACCGCCCUGCACACCGUCUAUGAGGAGACCUGCAGAGAGGCACAGGAGCUGAGCCUGCCGGUGGUGGGCUCGCAGCUGGUGGGCCUGGUGCCCCUGAAGGCCUUGCUGGACGCUGCGGCCUUCUACUGCCACAAGGAGAACCUGUUUGUGCUGGAGGAGGAGCAGCGUAUCAGGCUGGUGAUACACAGGCUGGGCUUGGACUCCCUUACACCCUUCAACCCCAAGGACAGGAUCAUCGAGUACCUGGUCCCUGAGGGUCCCCAGGAGCGGAGCCUGCUGGACCAGUCCCUGCGCGCCUUCGUCCGAGAGGUGGGCGCCCGCUCGGCGGCGCCCGGGGGCGGCUCGGUGGCAGCGGCUGCGGCGGCAAUGGGCGCGGCGCUGGGCUCCAUGGUGGCCCGGAUGACCUACGGGCGGCGGCGGUUCGAGCACCUGGACCCCGCGAUGCGGCGCCUGAUCCCCGCCUUCCACGAGGCCUCUGCGCGCCUGGCUGCGCUGGUGGACGCGGACGCCCGGGCCUUCGCGGGCUGCCUGGAGGCAAUGAAGCUGCCCAGGAACACACCGGAGGAGAGGAGCAGGCAGGCGGACGCCCUGCAGGAGGGGCUGAGGCAGGCGGUGGCUGUGCCACUGGCCCUGGCAGAGACAGUGUCAUCGCUGUGGCCUGUGCUUCAGGAGUUGGCCCUGUGGAACCUGGCCUGCCUGUCAGAUCUGCAGGUAGCAGCCAAAGCCUUGGAGAUGGGUGUGUUUGGUGCAUACUUCAAUGUGCUUAUCAACCUGAAGGAUGUGACAGAUGGCAUGUUUAAGGACCAGAUUCGCCAACGUGUUUCCAGUCUCCUGCAGGAAGCCAAGACCCAGGCGGCAGUGGUGCUGGACAGCCUGGAGGCACGUCGGGAGUGACCGUGGAAGAUGUCCCCAGAUGCUGCAGCCCCACCACCCGCAGGCCCAGGCUUCAGCUCGUCAUGGGCUUGGGUCAGAGACACCAGGC
Perognathus longimembris pacificus (Pacific pocket mouse) is the source of this 1813-nucleotide messenger RNA. It is a transcript of the gene Ftcd, whose product is annotated as formimidoyltransferase cyclodeaminase. The record is from RefSeq and is a predicted model, not a curated record. Gene Ontology annotation, molecular function: folic acid binding; transferase activity. NCBI's taxonomy places the organism in Eukaryota, Metazoa, Chordata, Mammalia, Rodentia, Heteromyidae.